AUGCAGAAGUUUUCAGACGACACUGCAAUAGUGGCGUGUAUCGGGGAUGGGCAGGAGGAUGACUACAGGAACCUGGUGGAUGAUUUUGUCCAGUGGUGCAAUGUCAACCAUAUGCAACUGAACAUUCCCAAAACCAAGGAGAUGGUGGUGGAUUUCAGGAGGACGAAGCCAACUAUGCUGCCAGUCUCCAUUGAAGGGGUCAGCACAUUCAGAUACCUAGGGGUACACCUGGACAAUAAACUGGACUGGUCAGCCAACACUGAAGCACUCUACAGGAAAGGGCAGAGUCGGCUCUACUUCCUCAGGAGGCUGCGGUCUUUCAAUGUCUGCAGUAACCUCCUCUGGAUGUUUUACCAGUCUGUCAUCGCCAGUGUCCUUUCUUAUGCCAUUGUGUGCUGGGGAGGCAGCAUUAAGAAAAGGGACGCUGGGCGACUGGAAAGGCUGGGUGUGCCCCAGGGCUCAGUGCUAGGACCACUGCUCUUCCUCAUCUACAUGCGACCUCUAGAACUUCAGAGAGAUUCAGACAGCAUGGCUCCCCACACACUGCUGCUACUCCUGGCUCUGGUCACUGGCACAUCCUGCUCACACUUCGCAGGUGGCCAGAUGAGCUACUACCCAAAGGGACGAGACAUCUAUGGAAACUAUCAGGUGGACCUGCACUUCAAGGAGAGCUUCCUGGGCUCCUGUAGCCUCAACAACCCUUGGAUCUGCUCCACUGGGGACUGCGGGGUUGUUGCUUCAACUCAAAUCGGCGCUGUAUCCAGUGGAAGUGAGGCUUGUCAACAUGAGGGAAUCGUGCAGGUUAACGUGACAACGAACAAGCCUUUUGAAAUGAGCUACGGUUCAUGUUGCUGGGUGAACAACGUACGGACUGGUUCUGGCCCCUGGAAUUUGGUGUCACAUGUGGAUCUGGGAAUCAGGUCAGACACAAGAGCUCCAAAUAGAUCUCCACUAACGACUAUCCUGCCGAUUAUCAGUCUUGCAAAGAACUGUCCUGCCACAAUCAAACUGUUGAGUCAUGACAUGGAUGGAGACCGGGUCAGAUGUAGAUUUGGAAAUAAUGGUGACUGUGGUGUGUGUGCUUCCCACACACAAUUCCACCUGGAUGAAGAGACCUGUGAGCUGCAUUACCGUGGCAAUGCUGCCACUGGUACCCAUGUGUUUGAAAUUGUUGUGGAGGACUUUCCCAGAAAAGAUAUCUGGCUAUCUUACUCUGAUGGAAGUAAAACAGUCAAACACCCACUGCCUUCAACUCCCAGUAGCUCCGUAACACCAAUAAGCAAGGUUCCUUUACAUUUUGUUAUCAAGGUGAAGCCAUCAUUGGCAAGCUGUACUGCAGGCUUGCUCUUACCUCUUCUUGUGACCCCAAGUCCACAAUAUGGAGACAUCUUGAAUGCCACAGUCGGCAAACCCCUGGAAAUCCACAUUGCUGCACAGGCUCAACAGUCAAACAUUACUGACAUAGUGGCGACUGGGCCUUUAGGCAUCAGUCACACCUUUAAUAUUGGAUCUGGUAAAAUGAUCACAAAAUGGAUGCCAAAAGACAGAGAUGUGGGUGACCAUUUUCCUGUCUGCUUCAGUGCAGAGUCCCGAAGUGGGUAA
Conger conger (European conger) is the source of this 1602-nucleotide messenger RNA. RefSeq lists its product as uncharacterized. The transcript has 9 exons. The record is from RefSeq and is a predicted model, not a curated record. Gene Ontology annotation, molecular function: 2-oxoglutarate-dependent dioxygenase activity; methyltransferase activity. Bases 1 to 1602 code for a protein of 533 amino acids. Lineage: Eukaryota; Metazoa; Chordata; Actinopteri; Anguilliformes; Congridae.